Trachemys scripta elegans is the source of this 783-nucleotide messenger RNA. RefSeq names its product GS homeobox 2 (gene GSX2). Lineage: Eukaryota; Metazoa; Chordata; Testudines; Emydidae. Gene Ontology annotation, biological process: regulation of DNA-templated transcription. The record is from RefSeq and is a predicted model, not a curated record. Gene Ontology annotation, molecular function: sequence-specific double-stranded DNA binding; DNA-binding transcription factor activity, RNA polymerase II-specific. Gene Ontology annotation, cellular component: nucleus.
AUGUCCCGAUCCUUCUAUGUCGACUCUUUAAUCAUCAAAGACUCCUCGAGGCCAGCUCCUUCCCUGCCUGAGCACCCCCAUGGACAGGAUUUCCUCAUCCCCCUCAGCAUGCCUUCCCCCCUGGUCAUGUCGGUGUCGGGCCCCGGCUGCCCGUCCCGCAAGAGCGGCACCUUCUGCGUGUGCCCGCUGUGUGUCACUUCGCACUUGCACUCGUCCCGGGGGGGUGGCAGCGGGGCCAUCCCCCUGCUCAAGAGCCAGUUCCCUCCCGGCGGAGAUGCCCAGUACUGCCCCAGGAUGAGCCAUGCCCAGCACCAGCAGCAGCAGAGCUCGGUACCAGCCGCCGCCGCCGCCGCCCUGGGCCACCCGGCGCAUCACGCACCUGUCUGCACCGCCACCACCUACAGCGUUAGCGACCCCAGGAGAUUCCAUUGCCUCAGCAUGGGAGGAUCCGAUACUAGCCACAUCCCAAACGGCAAGAGGAUGCGGACCGCUUUCACCAGCACGCAGCUUUUGGAGCUAGAGAGGGAGUUUUCUUCCAACAUGUACCUGUCCCGCCUGAGGAGAAUCGAGAUCGCUACCUACCUGAACCUGUCCGAGAAGCAAGUGAAAAUCUGGUUCCAGAAUCGAAGGGUGAAACACAAGAAAGAAGGCAAGGGAACUCAGAGAAACACUCACGGGGGCUGCAAGUGCACUGGCAACCCGGGGCAUUACCCCAGGUCAGAAGACGAAGAGUCUUUAUCCCCAUCAUCUGCGAACGAGGACAAAGAGAUCUCCCCUUUAUAA